Drosophila santomea is the source of this 677-nucleotide messenger RNA. Its product is annotated as putative peptidyl-tRNA hydrolase PTRHD1. The record is from RefSeq and is a predicted model, not a curated record. Lineage: Eukaryota; Metazoa; Arthropoda; Insecta; Diptera; Drosophilidae. Gene Ontology annotation, molecular function: peptidyl-tRNA hydrolase activity. The coding region runs from base 53 to 412 and encodes 119 amino acids. The transcript has 2 exons.
UCCUAACUCAAGAAAUGUAAACACAUUUCGGAAUUCAGAAAUUUUAUAAAACAUGAGCAACAUUGUGCAGUACAUCGUAGUCCGCAGCGACUUGCGUUCCGCCCUCAGUUGGCCCUUGGGGGCGGUGAUCGCCCAGAGUUGUCAUGCCACAGCCGCCGUUAUUCACUUGAAUUCCGAGGACGCCGACACUGUGGCGUACUUGAAGGACCUCGAUAAUAUGCACAAGGUGGUGCUGGAGGCCAAAGACGAGACUUCUCUGGUCAAGCUCAGCGAAAAACUGAAGGAGAACGAGAUUAAACACAAGUUGUGGAUCGAACAACCCGAAAAUAUCCCAACCUGCAUCGCCCUGAAACCUUAUGUUAAGGACACGGUUCAUAAAUAUGUUAAGCACUUAAAGCUUUUGAAGGAGUAAUACAUCUUAAAGGAGGUCUUCCUUAGCUAUAACUAUUUCUGCCUAUUGACACUAAAUAUGUAAGACAAAUAGGAAUAGUUUUUGACAACUAUAGAGAAGCUAAUACUUAUCAUAGUUGACCGCUAAAAGCCUACCAAUAUUAAAAAGGAGUGUUACAUCUCAGAUCUGAUCAGUUUGUCACAUAUAUAACAGAGUUUGCAAAGUUUGUCGAUUACAAAUCAAGCAUUUCGGUUUAUAUUUUAUAAAAAAUAAACAGAAAAGCCAA